Messenger RNA from Solenopsis invicta (red fire ant), 2445 nucleotides. RefSeq lists its product as uncharacterized. Lineage: Eukaryota; Metazoa; Arthropoda; Insecta; Hymenoptera; Formicidae. The record is from RefSeq and is a predicted model, not a curated record. The coding region runs from base 1 to 2445 and encodes 814 amino acids. The transcript has 7 exons. Gene Ontology annotation, molecular function: nucleic acid binding.
AUGCGAGAAAUCCGAGAAAACAACAUCAAGUGGAUGGUGCGACCACAGUAUUAUUUGCCGCAUGACUGUGUAAAAAAAGAGUUCAGUGUCACCACUAAACUAAGAGUGGUGUUUGACGGCUCUAGUAAAGGCAGCAACGGAAUCUCUCUGAAUGACGCUCUCGUGUCCGGUCCACUGUACCGGCAGAUAAGGCUGGACGAGAAUCAAGUGCUGCUACAACGUAUCGUUUGGAGAGAGAAUUCAACGGAAGAGAUCAAAACUUAUGAGUUGUUAAGUUUAACUUACAGGCAGACAGCACCAACAUCAUUCCUAGUCACUAAGGCGAUUCAGCAGUUGGCCGAUAUAGAAGAAAAGCAGUUUCCUAAAGGUGCAGCGAUAGCUAGCAAGGACUUUUAUAUGGAUGACUUUCUGACAGGAGUGGAUACCAUGGAGGAGGCGAUCAUCAUUCGGAAUCAAGUAACAAAGUUACUCGCAAAGGGUGGAUUCGUCCUAAGAAAGUGGACCUCCAACAAUAAAGAGUUGCUUAAGGAUAUGCCGGAGUGCGCUGAUCCGCAGGAGGAUGCCUUCCAGUAUUUUAUUAAGAUACCUCGUCUUGUAACAUGCACGAAGAAGAUUAUGUUAUCAAGUAUCGCUCAGAUAUUUGAUCCGCUUGGGCUAUUAGCUCCUGUAAUAAUCACAGCCAAGAUACUAAUUCAGGAGUUAUGGAGACUGCAACUGGACUGGGAUGAGUCCCUACCGGCAGAUAUUUUCGCUAAAUGGGCCAACUGCGUUGAGAAUAUGCAGUAUCUACAAGGGUUCCAUGUGCCGCGUCGCGUCCUUGAAAAUGGCAGCAAGAGGAAGAUCCAAUUACAUGGAUUUAGUGAUGCUAGUGAGAAGGUUUACGGUGCGUGCGUCUACUUGAGAAGCUUUGAUCAAAACGAAACGGUUCAAUCAUACUUGUUGUGUGCCAAGUCUAGAGUGGCUCCGCUCCGAGCAGUUUCGAUUCCCAGAUUAGAAUUAUGCGGUGCUCAAUUGUUGGUGCAAUUUACGAGCAAGGUCAAGACGGUAUUGAGCUUAAAUAUAGCUAAGGUUUACUAUUGGACGGACUCGUCCAUAGUCCUGCAUUGGAUCAAAGCAACAAAUAAAAAAUUGCCUUUAUGGUGGAAUAGACCUCCAUGGCUGAAGGAUCAGAUUCAGGUUGAUCAAUUAUUAGACUCAAACAACGUUGAAGAGGAUCAAUCCGACUUUUUGAACGAGCAAGUCGUGUUAACGACAAUUCAACAACCAGCGGAAAAUUUUAUAAAUAGAUUCUCUAUGUUCCAGAGACUUGUACGUGCAGCCACUUGCAUACGAUUCGCGCAACAAUGCAGAAGAAACAAAAAAGAAUCAUCUCAAGUCUUAACUUUAGAAGAGUUAAAGUAUGCCAAGAAGCGUUUAAUCGGAAUGGAACAAUUGUUGGCCUUUCAAUCAGAGAUACAAGCCUUACGAUCAAAUAAGCCGAUACCUAGGAAUAGUAGCUUAAAAUAUUUUAAUCCUUUUUUAGACGAUAAAGGUUUACUGCGUGUAAGUGGUAGGCUGCGACAUGCAGAUUUAGGAUACGACGUUAAGCAUCAGUUAGUAUUGCCUCAUCAUUUGAAACUAAUAGAGCUAAUAAUCAUACACGAACAUGUAAGAAAUUUUCAUGCAGGCGCGAACGCUUCGUUGGCGUCGGUCCGUCAAUUUUAUUGGUCUCUUAGGGCGCGCGUCAAAGCUGUCCAUUUGGAGAUUGUUUCAGAUCUAAGCACGGAGGCAUUUUUAAAUGCAUUUAAACAAUUAGCCGUCGAGGAAAACCGGCCAAUGUAUAAAGCGAUACUGGCAUGCGAUAAUUUUGUGGGCGCCAAUCGAGAGUUGGACAGAUGCAGAGAGCUCUUAUCAUAUGAAAAGAGACGCAAUAUUAUUAAUUUCUCGGAUACCGAAGGAAUUAAAUGGCUCUUAACUUCUGCUUGUGCACGUCACUUUGGAGGUCUAUGGGAGAGCGCAGUAAAGUCCUUCAAGGCUCAUUUUUAUAAGAGCGCAGCAGAUACGGUUAUGACGUUCGAGGAGGCGUCUACUUUAGUUUCUCAGAUAGAAGCUAUUUUAAACUUGCGUUCUUUAAUUGCAAUAUCAACCGAUCCUAAUGAUCUAAAUUAUUUGUCUCCAAGUUAUUUUUUUAUAGGUACUACGUUAACUUCAUAUCCGGAGUUAGAUUUAGCCGAUGUAACGAUUGGAAGACCUCAACUCCAAGUCGGACAGCUGGUCCUUUGUAAAGAAGACAACUUACCGCCGUUAAAAUGGGCGCUCGGUCGAGUGAAAGAGGUUUUUCCAGAAUCUGACAAGGUCGUCAGGACAGCUAUAGUCAAAACAGCUAACGGAGAAUACAAACGUCCAGCGGUGAAGCUAUGUAUAUUACCCACCAAAAAUUGUCUGAAUAAGAGUAGCAAUGUGUAA